UGUGACAGAGAAAGAGAGAGAGAGAGAGAGAGAGAAAGAGAGGAAGUCGUCUCCACUUUGGCCACAGAAGUUGAUUCUUUAUGUCUGUUUGACAUCCAGCGUGGGACAGGUACGCACGCACAAAAACGCUUCGGGACUUCCACGACUUCCACGGAUUCCUUCCACGUUUUCCGUCCACGGCUUCCACGGACACGGUGGAAGCAGGCGGGCGUCUCGUCCUCAGCAUGGAAAACAAGGCUGAUGUAAAAGCCAUCAUGGCUCGCUUCCAAGCCAACGCCAGCGAAGAGAGCUCAUCACCGUCGCCGGGGCGACCCAAAGCGCCCCUCAACCUCGCCCUCUCCAGCGGUCCCACUGUCCCGCCCAAGAAACCCGUCUUGGAAAGCCUGUCUGGCGGUGCCAUCAAGAUCCCCCCCAAACCUUCUCACCUUAAAAACACUGCGCCCGCUAAGAGCGCCAGAGAGGUGCAUCAUGUGACCAAUACAACCAAAGUGCUAGCUAGCAGGUUUGACAGCAGCCAGGAUGGCGGCGGCAGCAACAAAACGCCUCUCCUUGACAGAGGACACGCCCCCUUGUCUCCGCCCACUCCAAAACCCACACUCAAGCCUCCACUGAGCACUACCCUCUCCAACCCCAAACCUGCCUUCCCCAGACCCCCCCCAGCAGCAUCCAAACCCAGCAGCGGGGACUCGGCUCCCCAAAUCCCUCCUUUGACCCAAAAACCCAGCAGCAGCGUCACCAAACUGUGGCAGCAGAGUGAAGAUCACACGGACAAACGUCCAGCAGAGCCGGACAAGCCGCAACUUGACAGCAAACCUACGGCUAAUCAGGCUGUCCAUCAGACUGUCCCGCCUCCAAAACCUCCAGUCAGCAAAAAGCCCAGCCUGAGGAAACCUGCAACAGAAGCUUCUCAGAACGGCGUUAUUGACGACCCCGCCUCCGGCCCCAAACGCAACCCGCUCCCCAAGUGGAGUCCUGCUCCUGCUAAACCCAAACGACCCCCGAAAGUAGACCUGGACGACUUCAGAAGGGCUGCUGGGAUCGUUACUGGAAGCACUUCCAGCGUCACUCAGAUGUCUUCGGCUCCUGGUAACCAUAGCAACCACACCACCCAGCCUCCUAAAAGUGCACUCCCCAGUCUGCCCCCACGACCUUUUGGAACCACGAUGUACCAAGAAGAGUCGUAUGACGACCUUGAAGAGGUGAAGAAGACAUCUCCUCCUCCUCCUCCUCCUCCUCCUCCGCUGCCACCAUCCACAGCUCAUCCCAGUCAGCGGGCCAAGGAGGAACGCCAACAUCACCAUGACGACGACCACAGCGGAGACACGUACGAGCCGCUGGAUGAACCCUGGGAAGAAGAAGACAGGAGGAAGGAGCAGGAGGAGAAAAGGCAACAGGAGGCAGAGAAGAAGGAGCAGAGGGGACGAGAGAAGAAAGAGCAGGAAGCCAGAAAGAAACUGAAGCUGGUGGGGCCCCUGGAGGCCCUCCACCAAGGCAAGGCCCGUGUGGACUGCAGAGGCGGCAGGACGGAGCUGGCCCUCAAGCGAGGAGACUGUCUGGACAUCAUCCGGGUCCAGGGCACCCCUGAGGGCAAAUGGCUGGGACGGAAACAGGACGGAUCCAUUGGCUACGUGAAGACCACCUCGGUGGAGAUCGACUUCAACACUCUGAAGAGCCACCAGGCCCAGCAGGGGUCCAAGUGUGAGUUGUACGACGACGUGGACGUGGCCUCGUCAGACAGCAGCGGGAUCAGUGGACAAGGAGUGCUUCUCCCGCCGCCCCCAGAAGAAGAAGAAGGUGAAAUCUACAAUGACGUGAUGGAUCCAGACCUGGAUGUUCGCCCCGCCCAGCCCAGGAAGUCCCUCACCAAGCCUCACGCCCUCCUGAAGAUGUUUGAUAGAAGUGGACGUGCGGCCAGCGUAAAAGUACUGCCUCCCCCCAGCCAGUUCACAGCAGACCGUGCGGCAGUCGCUGACGAUGAGAUCUACUACGACGUGGACGCCCAAAGCCAGCCCCCCCUUCCGCCCAUCAGCAGCAUUCCCAGCCUAAAAGGCAAAGGCAAGGUGGCCGAGGAGUCGGACCCAAAGAAGCUGAAAAAGCUUGAGAAGGAGGAGAAAGAGUUCAGGAAGAAGUUUAAAUACGAUGGGGAGAUCCAGGUGCUCUACCAGGCGACCAUCGCCACGCCCAGCGCUCCGCUCAAGUGGGGCGGCAAGGAGCUGGCGGUCAAAGCCGGGGAGAAAGUGGACGUGAUCGUCAAGGCUGCGCAUGACAAAAUGAUCUGUCGCAACGAGGACGGGAAGUUUGGUUACGUUUCCAUCGGCCAUAUUAGCACAGACGACGGCGACAUUUACGACGACGUCGGCGACGACUGCAUCUAUGACAACGAAUGAGGAUCACCGCCUACUUAUUAUUAUUUUUUUUAGUGUAUCAGUUAUUUAACUGAGUUUAUAGCCGCUUGGCCUCACAAGCAGAAAACAAUAGCCGCAGCCAUUUUGGCUCUUAGCUGGCGGCGGCCAUUUUGGCUUUUAGCUAGCUUGAAGUCAACAAACAAGCAACAUCAGUAUUGAAACUUUUUCAUUUGUGUUGCUGAUUUUAUAGUUCUCAACCCCGUCUUUGGUAUCUUUCGCCAUAAUAAGUUGUUUUUGUCAACUUAAAUAUGUAUAUAAUAGAUCCAUGUGAUGUAUAUAACACCUACCGUAUAAUGACUUCUUUUUUCAAUUGAAUAAAUAUUAAACCAUGCUCUCAGCAUUAUUGUUUUUAUAGCUGGGUCAAUCCAACACCAUGCAUCCCUCGUCCUGCUCUGAAGCACACUUCCUGAUUAUCAUGAGGCCACAGCAAGGUGCGCUAAAGUAAUAUAUUGUAGGGUCGCUGGGAACACUUCCAGGUUCCCAGCAUGCUUUGCGGCACCGUCUAUGUAAAUAGCGCUUCUGUUUCUAGUUUUAAGUCACAUGGUUGUUUGUUAUUGUCUGUUUUUGUUUAUCUGUUGCAAUGCCGUGUGAUGCGUUUAGGUUUUCUUGUCCAUGACUGAGACUCUUAUGCUGAGCGAUCACCGAUGGUGGAAUCUAACAGGCCGUGUGGUUGUUGAAUGUGAGCUUUCGUCAACUGCUCUCAAAAAGUAAGCCUUUUUCUGUUACAAGACCCUUGACAAGCGCCAGAUUGGUGUCAGAAGUGGGAUUGCCGGAUGGCAACCACAAUCUGCUAGAUCGAAUAAUUAAUCUUGAGUUUACAGACGUACGAGGGGGAGGAGCUACAAAGGGCGAUUUAUACUCCAGUGCGACUUAUGUAUGUUUUUUUUCUACCUAAUUAUGCAUUUUUGGCCUUGUGCGACUUAUACUCCAGUGCAACUUAUGUAUGUUUUUUUCUACCUAAUUAUGCAUUUUGGGCCUUGUGUGACUUAUACUCCAGUGCAACUUAUGUAUGUUUUUUUCGACCUAAUUAUGCAUUUUGGGCCUUGUGCGACUUAUACUCCAGUGCGACUUAUGUAUGUUUUUUUCUACCUAAUUAUCCAUUUUUGGCCUUGUGCGACUUAUGUAUGUUUUUUUCUAGCUAAUUAUGCAUUUUUGGCCUUGUGCGACUUAUGUAUGUUUUUUUCUAGCUAAUUAUGCAUUUUUGGCCUUGUGCGACUUAUACUCCAGUGCAACUUAUGUAUAUUUUUUUCUACCUAAUUAUGCAUUUUGGGCCUUGUGUGACUUAUACUCCAGUGCAACUUAUGUAUGUUUUUUUCUACCUAAUUAUGCAUUUUUGGCCUUGUGCGACUUAUACUCCAAAGCGACUUAUAGUCCAGAAAAUAUGGUACUUUUUCCUCCACUUAGUGGGUGUGGCUCAUACACUGGAACUUACAGUAAUUGUCGUGUGUGUGUGUCCUUCACUUGAAGCGAGAUGAUGAUGAUGUAAUCCCAGCCUAGUUUAGCAGUAAUCCCAUUGGAUUGGGGUCACUGGGAGAAAGUGCAGUGUGGACAGAAGCUGUGUUUGCACCGUGGAAUCUAUUCUAAGUGGCAUUAUUCAAUAGGCCACAUGUUUAAAAAUAGAUUCCUUUUAUUUAGAUGCUUCUGUGUGUGUGUGUAUUGAACAUUUACCAAAGGAAGCUAUUUAUGGUACAUUUUUUUAGUAACGGUAAAAUACCA
Molecule: messenger RNA, 4121 nt
Organism: Doryrhamphus excisus (bluestripe pipefish)
Lineage: Eukaryota; Metazoa; Chordata; Actinopteri; Syngnathiformes; Syngnathidae
Gene: fyb1b
Product: FYN binding protein 1 b
Biological process (GO): protein localization to plasma membrane; T cell receptor signaling pathway; integrin-mediated signaling pathway
Cellular component (GO): plasma membrane
Molecular function (GO): protein binding
Source: RefSeq, a predicted model, not a curated record